Molecule: messenger RNA, 1955 nt
Organism: Aricia agestis (brown argus)
Lineage: Eukaryota; Metazoa; Arthropoda; Insecta; Lepidoptera; Lycaenidae
Product: probable cytochrome P450 313a4
Exons: 12
Coding region: 261-1766 (501 amino acids)
Molecular function (GO): heme binding; oxidoreductase activity, acting on paired donors, with incorporation or reduction of molecular oxygen; iron ion binding
Source: RefSeq, a predicted model, not a curated record
GCCAGUAGUCAAGUAAAAGCAAAAUGUAGUGAAAAAAUUAAUAAGUUCAACGUUAAGUAAGAACUAAUAAUAAAGAGAGUUGCUGAAUUCUUGAGAAGGAAAAUUGUGAAAAUAUUAGUUUUGUUGCAAUUAAAGAGCUUUUGACAUCUCUACCCGUUAUUGAUGUAGAGUGCAAUGGUCUGUAUGAGACUGGCGAGAGUGUAAGCCACCGCGUUAAUUUUAACAGUGCCACGUAAUCUAAUACCUUGAGUGCCUUUACAAUGGCUCAAAUCACUGAAAUGUGCUACUAUAUAGUGUCGUUACUGUGUAAAGUUGUAUUAAGCUUGAUAGCGCUGUACGUGGUGAGACGAAGAAUAAAGAUGAAGAGGGUGUAUGAGUUGGCUGACAAGUUGAAGAAUUCCUACAAACCACUACCGCUUAUAGGCCAUGCGUAUAUGGCGCUGGGUACUAACGAAGACAGAUUGAACGUGUUGAAGCAGUUUUCGAGUGAAGCGAUAAACAAUAAACAUGGGGUCACUGGCGCUUGGAUAGGAAUGAACUUUUAUGUCGUAGUGGCGGACCCCCUCGCCGCUGAAGUGCUGACAAAGGCAGUGCUGGUGAAAUCUGACAUGAAGGCCUUUCGCCAUCUCACCGGAAAAUACGGUUCUAUAUUUGCACCGCUGGACAUAUGGCGAAGACACCGAAGAGUGGUUCUGCACAGCUUUAGUGAAAAACACUUGCGGGAUUACAUCGAGAUUUUCGCUAAUCGCAGCCUCACCGCAGUGGAAGAACUAGACGUGGUCGCCGACAACGGACCUUUCUCCAUAUGGGAUCGUAUUCUAGAAUAUUCUAUGACGUCAGUCAGUCAGUCAUUGCUUGGAAUGGAAAAUAUAGAUAUUAAGGAUAAGGAGCACGAAUUAUUCAUGCAAGCGUUCUCUAUGUAUCUGCAAUACACAGCGGAGAAAAUGAGCCAGCCCUGGCUUCGCUCUGACGUCAUAUUCCGGAUCAUGCCCAUUUACAAAAAGCUGGAGAAGUGGAAAAAUGUAAUUCAUAGUUUUAUUGAACAGGUUAUAAGAAAAAACAUGAGUAAGCCAGCCGGUUCCCCCAAGAACGUGAUGGAGACGAUAAUGGAGACGUCUCGGAGCUUCGAGCAGCCAUUCAGCUUGGAGGAGCUGCGCGACGAGCUGGUGGUGCUCAUCCUGGCCAGCAUCGACACCAGCACUGUGGCCGUGUGCUUCACCUGCCUCAUGAUGGCCAUGCAUCCUGAGUGCCAGGAGCGGGCGUAUAAGGAGGUAAUGGAAGUGAUGAAAGACGCAACAGCGCCGACCAUAGACCACCUAUCUAAGCUGACAUAUUUGGAUGCUGUCAUACGGGAGACUUUGAGGUUGUAUCCGCCAGUGCCUUUGAUUGCGAGGAAAGUCGACGAAGAUGUUGAAUUACCGACCGGUCUAACGAUAGUCCCAAACUGCGAGCUGCUGAUAAGCGUAUGGGCAAUCCACCGCCACCCCCGCCACUGGGGCAGCGACGCCGACAUCUUCAACCCCGACAGGUUUCUGAAACCUUCCGAACGACCCGGAGGCUCCUUCAUGGCCUUCGGAUACGGACCCAGGAAUUGUAUCGGCUACCGAUUGGCGAUGAAGUCCACUAAGAUAGUACUUUCAUCGAUCAUACGACGCUUCAGAAUUCUACCGCCAUCGAACCAAAGUCAGUUUGAGUUGAAAUUGAAAUACGACGUGAUGCUGAAAGACGUUAACAACUUCCAAAUUCAAUUGCAGCGAAGGAAAUGACCGCAACGACUGCACGCAAAGUAUCUACUUUGUCGCCACGACUAUACAUAAAAUGCGAAACAAUUAAUGUCCCAAAAAUUAUAAUACGUGAUUUGAUAUUAUAAUUUAUGUAACGCAUGGAUUUAAAUUUAAAAUAUUUUACAUUUAAUUUAUUAUUACUGUAGUCUUAACCUCCUAGUACGCUCUGCC